AUGCUGUUCGCACAUAAUGUUAGCGCAAACGUCCACAAGCCCCACAUUCGCAUCGCUCACUCGAUCCCUCCGCGCACUCCCUCACGUCGCUCGCUCAAACCCACCGCUCACAAAGAUCCGGCUGGCGCUGAUGAUCGAGGUACCACGCGAGGCGGUUCGGCGGCCGCAGAUGGGCAUGGCGGGUGCUCUCACUACGAUUCUGCCGACGCCUUCCUAGAGGGAUUUUCAAACUGUGCCCCUGACUCGCGUCUCACAGAAUGCAUGUGCAGCACCAACACUCACCGUGC
Molecule: messenger RNA, 287 nt
Organism: Closterium sp. Naga37s-1
Lineage: Eukaryota; Viridiplantae; Streptophyta; Zygnematophyceae; Desmidiales; Closteriaceae
Source: the annotation of a GenBank genome assembly